CCCCCAACUGCUUUUCUUGCAGAAAACACAACCAAUAGGUGAAUCCAUCGAGGCCGACAAUCUAAGAUGUCGCACACCAUUUUACUUGUACAGCCGGGGGCAUGCCCACAGAGUCGCACUUUCUGCGACUACGAGAGCGUCAACGAGUGCAUGGAGGGCGUGUGCAAGAGCUACGAGGACCAUCUGAAAAAACUCUACCCCAACAAACAAGCAAUUAAAUACGAGAUCGGCCAGCUAUUCGAUUUCAUCGAGACAAUGAGGGACAUCUGCUGCUUGGUGUACCAGAAGACCACCCAAACAUAUGCCCCGUUCAACAAGGAGUGGAUCAAGGAUAAGAUUUAUGUUAUGCUCAGUGCGUCAUAAAGUGGCAGCCCUUAAAAAGGAUCGAUGGGA
Messenger RNA from Drosophila subobscura, 393 nucleotides. RefSeq names its product protein enhancer of rudimentary-like. NCBI's taxonomy places the organism in Eukaryota, Metazoa, Arthropoda, Insecta, Diptera, Drosophilidae. The transcript has a single exon. The record is from RefSeq and is a predicted model, not a curated record. The coding region runs from base 67 to 363 and encodes 98 amino acids.